Messenger RNA from Coprinopsis cinerea okayama7#130, 852 nucleotides. RefSeq lists its product as hypothetical. Gene Ontology annotation, cellular component: ribonuclease H2 complex. The transcript has 3 exons. Lineage: Eukaryota; Fungi; Basidiomycota; Agaricomycetes; Agaricales; Psathyrellaceae. Gene Ontology annotation, biological process: RNA catabolic process. The coding region runs from base 1 to 852 and encodes 283 amino acids. The record is from RefSeq and is a predicted model, not a curated record.
AUGGCAACCUCUGCUGUGACGAUGCCCAGGAUUCCUGAUAACCUGGAACAAUGUCAGCCAAAUCUCAUGCCUUUCCGGAUAGCCUACACUGGGCCUGCUGCGAUAUCGACAUUUAUGAAAAUACGACCGGUGGUGCAAGAGAAGGAGAAGACGACCCCGGUAAACAUCGACGACAAGAACAGUCCCUCUACGAAGCCCAAUGAGACGAUGGAGGGGGCAGAGAGCGCUCUGCACAAGGAGGCUGCAUCCAACGCCAACGCGGUGGACACGGUCGUGAACAACGAUGAUGUCGCUGUCCCCGCUGCCUCCUCUUCUACAAGUGAAGCUAGUCCAACCUCUGUGACGGAAGCGGAAGGAUCUAUCAGCCGGGAAACCAAACAGCCCACCCGCUUCAUUUCCGCGUUUAGAGGGAGAACGAUACAAGGGCUUGCGGUAGAGGUGCCCCAAGGAUACCGGGGUGUUGUCCUUAAAGUACCAGCUCAAGCAUCAUCAGUUGCUUCUACUUCGAAAUCUCCCGCAAACCCUCCCGACCCCGAGGUAUCAACCAAAAAGUCCACAUCAGCCAAGCCAAGGGGUCGCUUGACGAGAAGCGCGACAUCGAAACGGGUUAUUGACGUUGAUGAGCCCGUGGUAGAAACCAUUGACGAUUCAAUGGAUAUCGACGACCCAUCCCCGGCCCCAAACUCGGUUUCGACGCGAAAUCUUAUCCCGACCCAGCAGUUCUCUUCGUUUGUGGUCUGGAAACCGGAUAACCCUGUGGUGGAGAUUCAGGAUGAGUAUAUUCGUUCGCUACAGGAGUGGACGGCCAUUGCAUCGGAGCUUCACCAAUCUGAAUCGCAGGUAGCAGUAUGA